AUGGCUAAUCAUGAUACUUUCGCGGCCGGUGCCGAGAAUCAUGCGAAUACCAAUGCCAAUGCCAAUGCCAAUACAGCUUCGCCUCCAGCCCAUCACCUACGCCAAGAUGAACAAUCUAGCAUCGAACCAAGUGUCUUACCAUUCCCCCUUCUAGAGGGAUCUUCCCCCCCAAAUCCAUCGUCUACCUCCAAAGUCGACGAACAAGGAAAUACUCGAAGUAGAGGAGCAUCAAGUACAUUGGGUAGUAUUCGGCGAGUUUCGAAAGUCUUUGAAGAAUCGAAUCCGCCGACAGGAUUUUGUAUUGCGUCGGGACAAAUCGCAGCGCAGGUACCUUCGAUCACGGAUAUUCGACGAGGAAGUUUUGGCGUCGAGGGUUGGUCAAGCGAGGGCCAGGUAAGAGAAAUACGGAGACGCGCAAGCUCUGCUCGAAGUUCCUUCUCACAAUUGGGAGACCAGGAUAAGAGUAGGAGAAAGGAUUCGGCCGGUAUGAAUACUUCCGAUCAAGUCCCAUCGGGUACGGAAACCAAAUAUGGUGUUCUUUCUGAAGCUCCAGAGGAAGAGGAUCAUUCACAUGCGCAUUCGCUUCUGAGAAGUACUUCUACGGCUACGAAUCCAGAUGUUAGGAAUGAGGUGCUUGUGACACCGAAUUCUAGUGUGCGGAUUAGCAGCGAUGCCACCCGCGCGUCUCACAAUGCGAAGAUAGAUGAUGAAUACCGAACCACUCCUUUCGAUAACGGAUACCAAUUUCCGCCCAAACAUUCAUGGCAAGUAUCAACGGCCAUCUUUUUCAAAGCCUUUUGGCAAUUCUUCAUCACUCCCGUGGGAUUUCUCGUUACGGUUUACGGAUUGAAUGUAGUUGCGUGGGGCGGUAUGCUCUUUCUACUCCUCUGCAAUGCGUCGCCCGCCAUGUGCAAACCCACUUGCAACGACAUCAAUUCUCCUCGCCGCGUCUGGAUCGAAAUUGAUUCGCAAAUCCUCAAUGCUCUUUUCUGCGUAACGGGAUUCGGAACCAUUCCCUGGCGCUUUCGCGACCUGUAUUAUCUCCUCCAGUACCGGAUUGGAAAAAACGAAAUGGGAUUGAGAAGAUUGGCGGGGAUCAAUCGAUCUUGGUUUCGUCUCGCGGGCUCGGAGUCUUUGUCCCCGGAAAUCGGUCCUUCGCAACUCGAUGUCCAAGAUUCUGGUACUUCUCUCCCUCAAGCAAGUCUCGCGUUUCCUCUCGAGAAAUCGCCGGAUGCACCAUUAACGGGUGUUCGAGCCCCCGCGACCGCAAUGUGGAAACUCGAUUUUGUGGUCUGGACCAUGGUGUGGAAUACCUUCCUCCAAGCCGUCCUCGCGGGGUUCAUGUGGGGACUCAAUCGGUACGAUCGUCCGUCGUGGAGUACGGGACUUUUUGUGGCGCUAGCGUGUAUGGUUGCGGCGGCGGGGGGCAUCAUGUCGUUUGUGGAGGCGAAAAAAGUCAAGGCGAUUGAGGGAGUGCUGGUGAGUGAGGAGGAUAGAGAGAGAUUAAGGGUGGAUAGGGAGUUGGGGGUGGUGCAUUGGAAUAAUAUUAAAGAUGAGGGGCCGAAGGAGAAGGAAAGGGAUGGGAAGGGGAAGGAGAUGAAAGGGGAAAAGAGGAGAGAGGAAGAAGCGAGGAUGCGGGAAAGUAUUAGAGAAGGUGUUGCGCAGGUUGUUAGGUAG
Botrytis porri is the source of this 1677-nucleotide messenger RNA. RefSeq lists its product as uncharacterized. The coding region runs from base 1 to 1677 and encodes 558 amino acids. The transcript has a single exon. The record is from RefSeq and is a predicted model, not a curated record. NCBI's taxonomy places the organism in Eukaryota, Fungi, Ascomycota, Leotiomycetes, Helotiales, Sclerotiniaceae.